Pseudovirgaria hyperparasitica is the source of this 940-nucleotide messenger RNA. RefSeq names its product SFT2-domain-containing protein. The transcript is spliced from 5 exons. The record is from RefSeq and is a predicted model, not a curated record. Lineage: Eukaryota; Fungi; Ascomycota; Dothideomycetes; Acrospermales; Acrospermaceae. Gene Ontology annotation, cellular component: membrane. Gene Ontology annotation, biological process: vesicle-mediated transport. The coding region runs from base 299 to 904 and encodes 201 amino acids.
CGCAUAUUGGAGUGGUUGCUUGCGCGUCGACCGGCCGUGUCACGACUUAAGCAGAGUACGUCAUCGGUCAGAAAUAAGCUCCAAUCUUUUCACGCAGCCUUGGUGAUUCCUCCAGCUUCUACCGCAAGCAGCUAGAAGGGUUAAUACACGGGGUGCUCGUCAAGGAGCAAAUAGGCACCAGCUUUGCCAUCCUGAAGGAAUAAAAUCAAGGAGUACUCAGUCGUUAUCAUUCAACGACUAUCUUCACGAAUUUCAUAACCUUCACUACAGAGUGCAUCCUGCGUUUUCAGUUACCAAGAUGUCUGCGCGUGCAUUCCAGGAUCAGAUGAGCUCGAUGGGCUGGACGAGGAGAGACGAUGAUAUCCCGGUCAAUACGAAUCAGUCCACACCCAUCCUGUCCAGGCUGAAAUCGCUGAACCCUUUUGGUGAUGGCGGCUAUGUCAGGUUGCCUACAUCAGAGAAUCCAGGUGCCCCUUUACCUGCACCUUCAAGGAGGGAGGAGGAAGAGGCUUGGUUUGCGCUCAGCCGAUGGGACCGAAUCCUCAUAUUUGCGGGACUCAAUCUUGCAGCCAUAGGCUUGUUUGCGGCUUGUAUAGGUCUGAUGUUUACGCCUGUCUUUCUUUUGAGGCCGCGUAAAUUCCCAAUUCUGUGGACAAUGGGAUCUGUUCUGUUCCUAGCGUCAUGGGCGGUCAUGAUGGGCCCUAUGGUAUACUUUGGAUCCAUCGCGCUGACACUGUGGUUCUCCAUACAUCUCCAUAGUACGGUCCUCACAUUCUUCGCCGCCAUGAUGCAACUUGUUGCUUUACUCUGGUAUGCUGUGAGUUAUUUCCCCAUGGGCAGUACCGGGCUGCGGUUUGGCGCGCGCUUUGCUGGGAAUCGCGUCGCUGCGUGGAUGAAUGGGUAGAUUUUCGGUUUUGUUAAAGCUGUAGUAAGUAGAAGG